AUGGUUCGGCAAACCGCCCUGGUUCGACUAACGGUCUCCGUCGCCAAAUGCAGCCAGAAAACAGGCUUUGGACCUAAUCGGCUCUAUCGCAAAGGAGUUCAUUUCGUUGGGACAGAACCAGAUGUAUUGAAGUACCAUUUGCUUCAAGAUAAAAAGCCUGGCGAACCGUAUGGGUUACAAGGUACCAAUCAUCUUCUUCCAGGGAAGGGCAAAAUUCAUUCUCGUUUGCCCGUAAAGGUUCACAUGAAGAAAGAUAAAGUAUAUGCUUGGUGUAGUUGUGGAUACAGCGGAAAUCAGCCUCUCUGUGAUGGUACGCAUAAUUCCAUUCGAGUCCCAGAUCUCAAGUUAAAACCAGUACGGUUUAUUCCCGACAAAGACAUCACAGUUUGGUUUUGCAAUUGCAAACAAACCAAAAACCGACCAUUCUGCGAUGGAUCUCACAAGGAAAUUGUUGAUAAGGAUAAAACUGCUGGGCUUUUCGACUGA
This is a messenger RNA of Strongylus vulgaris, 486 nucleotides long. NCBI's taxonomy places the organism in Eukaryota, Metazoa, Nematoda, Chromadorea, Rhabditida, Strongylidae. The record is from the annotation of a GenBank genome assembly.